This is a messenger RNA of Tarenaya hassleriana, 3932 nucleotides long. Its product is annotated as disease resistance protein RML1A-like. The record is from RefSeq and is a predicted model, not a curated record. The transcript has 4 exons. The coding region runs from base 72 to 3683 and encodes 1203 amino acids. Gene Ontology annotation, molecular function: ADP binding. Gene Ontology annotation, biological process: signal transduction; defense response. NCBI's taxonomy places the organism in Eukaryota, Viridiplantae, Streptophyta, Magnoliopsida, Brassicales, Cleomaceae.
AUUCACAUCUGUUACAACACGCAAGUGUGCAAUCACAACAAUACAUUGGCUCUGAUAACAAUUAUAACAUCAUGUCAGUUCGGAGACGGUUUCUUGCUUAUUGGUCUUCCAUAAUUCACUGUUUCAAACUCCAUAACCCUCCCUCGCUGAACACACCAACGGUGUCGUCGCCUUCACCUCGUCCGAAGAAGUACGACGUCUUCCUCAGCUUCCGAGGAACGGACACUCGCAGAACCAUUGUCAGUCAUCUGCACAAAGCCCUCGUCGACAGUGGGAUCCUCACUUUCAAAGAUGACCAAGAGCUCGAAGAAGGGGAUCCGAUUUUCUACAAAAUCAUAGAAGCUAUUGCAGAAUCGAGACUCGCUAUCGUGGUUUUGUCCAAGGACUACGCCUCUUCGAGAUCCUGCCUGGAAGAGCUCCAAAUGAUAAUGGAGCUUCAUGGGGAAGAUGAACUGAAGGUGCUUCCCAUUUUCUACGAAGUUGAUCCCUCUGUCGUGAGACACCAAACAGGUAGUUACGCGGUUUCAUUGAAGCACUUUGAAAGACGUUCAACAAUGGCGGACAAGCUUCCCCAGUGGAGAGAAGCUCUCCACGGAAUCGCCAAUCUCAAAGGAAUUGAAUCUACAGCUUGUGUAACUGAUGCGGCGUUGAUUGAAAAAAUAGUUGGAGAAUACAUCCCAAGGGAGUAUGGUCGGGGCAUUAAGGAAGUAGAUUUGACCGAUAUAGUUGGAAUAGAAGCUCGCAUUGAAAGGAUAAGUCCUGAGUUGGCCAUCGACUCUGAGGAUGAGGUUCGAAUAAUUGGGAUUUGGGGUAUGGGAGGGAUUGGCAAAACUACCCUUGCAAACUGUCUAUAUAGCCGAUAUGCGCGUCAGUUUCCGGCUUAUUGUUUCAUGAAAGACAUUUUGAAGAUGUCUAAAGGUCCCCCGUGUUUAUUACCAAGAACGUUUCUUUCUUACAUCCUCCGUGGGGAGAAUACACAAUUGGUCGGCCGGGAACUUGCCCAAUUGACGAAGCGCAGGCUUCAAAACCUAAAAGCUUUUAUCGUCCUCGAUGGCGUGGAUAACGUGGAGCAGUUACUUGCCAUCGCAGAAGAACGUAGCUGGUUUUGUCCAGGGAGCCGAAUAAUCAUCACUACACGAGACAAGUCCCUUCUCCAGUCCUAUGGAGUGGAUCACAUAUAUGAAGUCAAGUGCUUGGAUGAUGAAGAUGCGCUAAAGAUGUUCAAACAUAUUGCUUUCGAAGGGGGUCGUCGUCCUUCUGAUGGUUAUGAACAGUUGUCAAUCCGUGUUGUUUCUCUUGUUCAAGGUCUCCCUUCUGCUCUUAGAAUUUUCGGGCACCGUCUGCGUAGGAAGUCUGCAAAGGAAUGGGAAAGGGAAUUGGGGACACUCGAAGAAGCUCCUCACCCGGAUAUCUUCGAGAUCUUGAAGGUUAGCUAUCAAGGCUUGGGUGAACGAGAUAGGAUUGCUUUCCUUCACGUUGCAUGUCUUUUCAAUGGAGACCUUGCCUGGCUUGUGGCCGCCCUUCUCGAUGAAACAUAUCAUGGCUCAGGUAUCAGAGCUUUAGAGGAGAAGUCGCUGAUCGACAUAUCGAAUGAUGGAUGUAUAUCCAUGCAUGCUUUGGUGGAACAAGCGGGAAGAGAGAUCGUGCGUGAGGAGUCCCGGGGCAGGCCUUGGAAACAAAGAGUUUUGUGGGAUCCUCUAGAAGUUUGGGACGUACUGGCACACACCAAAGGCACAGAUCAAAUUGAAGGCUUGGCACUGAAUAUUUGUAUGAUGUCUUGUCAACAGCUGUGUAUGGAAAAGACUGCUUUUAACCCGAUGUAUAAUCUCAAAUUCCUCAAGUUCUACAGGCGCGAGGGCAAUUUGAAGAUCGUUCCGACAAUGCGUUAUUUUCCCCGUACGCUUAGGCUGCUACAUUGGGAUGCAUAUCCUGUGUUCAACCUGUAUGCUUUGCCUUAUCUACCCUUUCUCAUUGAACUCAACCUGCGUUACAGCAAUCUCACAUGCUUCUGGGGUGCGAAGCCGGGACUUACGAAUUUACUGAGGCUGGAUGUGUCGGGGUCUAAAGAUCUGGAACGACUUCCAGAUCUUUCAGAUGCCGCUAAACUCAAGGUGUUGCUAACGAAAGGCUGCACGAGACUACAACUGCCGCCAAAGUCCAUCAGUGACUUACCUACUACUCUGACAGAACUCGAUCUCUCCAACUGCGAUAGACUUCGCGAUCUGGAGAUCAAUGUAAGUGCACUGGCUGCCUCUGAAGAACACAACAGGCGGAUUACAUUGAAGUUUCCAAAUUCAGCACGGGAACUCAAGUAUCUUGGGCGUGUAUCCAUCGAUGGAAACAUUGAUAUUACGUUACCCCCGCAACUUCAAGGAAAGGCAGAUCACCUCUCCUAUCAUACUGACCAACAUAUCCUUCAUAAAUUCACGGAUCUUAAACUGCUAACAUGUGACCGCGGACAAGAUUUUCACAAGUUUUCAUCUCUAACCAUCAUGAGGUUCAACUACCACGGGGUACAUGUUCCCUUCGAGUGUAAUAGCUUUUCAACAUUCCCCUUCUUGAGAGAGUUGAAUCUGAUCAACGUGCAUAUCAACGACCUUCCGGACAACAUCGGGAAGUUGCCAUUCCUAGAGAAACUGAAUCUAACUGGAAAUGAUUUCAAGAAACUGCCGGAAAGCAUGACAAACCUUACCAAGCUGAAACGACUCGUGCUUUGUAACUGCCGCAACCUUAGAUCGCUUCCAGAACUAUCUCGGUUGGACACUCUCACACUUUCCGACUGUACAAACCUCGAAGAACUGAUGAAUCAAGAGGAACACUGUUUGCUUGAGCUCGGACUUGAGAACUGCAUGAUGGUUCGAUCAUUAUCAGAUCAGCUUAGUCGUUUUACCAAUUUAACGCAGCUAGAUCUCAGCAGACAUGGUUUUGAGACAUUGCCUGGAAGCAUCAGGGAGUUUUCCACAUUGUCGACUCUGUAUCUCAGUAAUUGCCAGGGACUGAAAUCAGUAGCCGACCUCCCGUUGAGCCUCAAGCAUCUCUAUGCACAUGGCUGCGAGUCCCUGGAAACCGUUUCCCUAUCCCCGGGUCAUUCCAUAACGCACCUUGAUUUGAGCCGUUGCUUCCGCUUGAAGCAACAUGAACUCCUGAUCGCACAGUUUCUAACGAACCGACUAAAUGAAGAGGUAAAAACUUUCAGUUCUCAUCCAAUUUAUCAUAACGAAUUCACUUUCCGUUUUCUUUUACAGGCAUCACCAAUGUUUGCUUGCUUACCGGGAACUUCAGUGCCUGAAUUCUUCGAAGAUCAAGAAACCGAGAGAUCCAUAACAGUUAGCUUACCCGAGAUUUCCUCUGCCUCUGCAGUAAUGGGUUUUUCUGCUUGUGUCAUGCUUGCUUGCGAGAAUGUCGCCUUCCGUUGUUCAUCGUCUUCUUAUGACUGGACCUGGAAAGAUGAUUGCGUUCGAGUGAACCUCAAACCAGAUUUCUUUACUUUGCCUGAGAGAAUCCCGAGGAAUGAAGAAGGGGUCGAGACAUCAGAUCAUCACCUGUUUAUCUUCCAUGUCACAAGAAGCAUAACCGAAGAUCUUGACGAUGAGUUCAGUUUCGAAUCCAAUCUUCAGUAUCCAGAAGAGUUACCGCAUCCAUCCGGAAAGAUAGAAUCUUGCGGAGUUCGCCUAACUUUUUGAAGAUGACGACAAUUGACAGUGUGAACUGUUGGAUGUUGGAUGGUGGCUCAAGGUGACUGAGGGAGACAAAAUCGACGACGACGACAGGCGGUGCCGCCGGCGACGAACGAUACCGACGAAAAGGAUCUGUCAGGGAGAGAGAGAAAGAACGUGUUUUUUUUUAGAUUGGCUUCAUAUGAAUCUUUUAAUUUGGGGAUUUUAUUGGUUUUGAGUUUUUUUAAUCACUCUAUCGAUUUCAAGGCGGUUUAA